Solanum lycopersicum (tomato) is the source of this 978-nucleotide messenger RNA. NCBI's taxonomy places the organism in Eukaryota, Viridiplantae, Streptophyta, Magnoliopsida, Solanales, Solanaceae. The record is from RefSeq and is a predicted model, not a curated record.
AUGGGAAUAUAUGGAGUGAUGACAGGGAAAAAAGGAAAGAGUGGGUUUGGAUCUGCUUCUACUGCUGAAGAUGUUACUCAAGCCAUUGAUGCCAGUCAUCUCACUGCCAUCAUCACAGGUGGAACAAGUGGGAUUGGAUUGGAGGCAGCUAGAGUGUUAGCAAUGAGAGGAGCUCAUGUCAUCAUUGCCGCAAGAAACCCAAAAGCUGCUAAUGAGUCUAAAGAGAUGAUUCUUCAGAUGAACCCUAAUGCUCGCGUCGACUAUCUCCAGAUCGAUGUCUCUUCCAUCAAAUCAGUCAGAUCCUUCGUUGAUCAGUUUCUUGCCCUUAAUGUUCCUCUCAACAUUCUCAUAAACAAUGCAGGUGUUAUGUUUUGUCCUUUCAAGCUCACUGAAGAUGGGAUUGAAUCACAAUUCGCAACAAACCACAUUGGUCAUUUUCUGUUGACGAAUCUGCUUCUGGACAAAAUGAAGAGUACCGCGAGAGAAAGUGGAGUCCAAGGAAGGAUUGUGAAUUUGUCAUCUAUUGCUCAUACUUAUACUUACUCUGAAGGUAUCAAGUUCCAAGGCAUCAAUGACCCUGCUGGACUACAGGUAAUAUAUUAUUANCACAUUGAUAUACUUAAAUUAAAUCAAAGUUUGAUGCCAUAAAAUGAUGAAUAUGAUUUUGGGAUGUAGGAAGAAGGUGUGAACAUCACUAUAAAUUCGGUGCACCCUGGUCUUGUCACCACUAAUCUCUUUCGCCACUCCGGUUUUAGCAUGAAGGUCUUCAGGGCUAUGACUUUCCUCUUUUGGAAAAAUAUACCUCAGGGAGCAGCAACAACAUGCUACGUUGCACUUCAUCCAGAUCUCGAAGGCGUCACCGGAAAGUAUUUCGGCGACUGUAACAUCGUUGCUCCGAGCAAAUUUGCUACCAACAAUUCUCUCGCCGAUAAACUUUGGGAUUUCAGUGUCUUUCUCAUCGAUUCUAUCUCUAAAUAA